AUGGGAUCCUCGACGAUGCCGCCACCGCUAAUGGCUGCAUGCGGUCCGGUUGGUUUCGUAAAGGGCAAUGCGAAGUCGCGAAUCGGCCGGUGUUCAAUUUUGUUGAAUCUGGAAUGCAAAUCAGUGUAUGAUUAUUCCCGGAUUGGCAGUGCUGGAAAACCGAGAAGGGGUUCCAUAGCGGCGCUAAAUCGCACUAGCUCCGGAUUCUCUGCCUGGAUUUCCACAUCCAAAUUUGCUCGUAAUGGCUUCUCUUCUUUAUUUGGGUCUUCGAAGUAUGCCUUUCUGAUUAGACACUUCCAAUGCAAUAUCUCUAAUCGUCCUGGGAAAGUAUUAGGCACUGCUACACAUCAUGCAAAUGAUAUUGUUUCAAAGGAGAAAUCUUCUAUCAAAGAAAGACGAGUUGUUCUGACUGGUAUGGGUGUUGUAUCUCCUCUUGGUCAUGAACCCAAUGAGUUUUAUGGAAACCUACUUGAAGGUGUUAGUGGCAUUAAUGAGAUCGAAGCUUUUGAUUGUUCCCAAUACUCAACA
Messenger RNA from Cuscuta epithymum, 528 nucleotides. The record is from the annotation of a GenBank genome assembly. NCBI's taxonomy places the organism in Eukaryota, Viridiplantae, Streptophyta, Magnoliopsida, Solanales, Convolvulaceae.